CAAUACAUAUUGUUGUCAUCAAUGCUUACGUUGAUACAUAAUUAAAUAAUCCAUUAAAUAUUCUUUACAUUUGAUUGAAUGGACCAUAGAUGUCUUAUUUUAAAGGUAUCACUUUGAUGAUCUAGCCCAGAGCUAAAAUGGCAAUACACGGGCAACAGUUUCAUACGCCAGAACUGAUUUAUUCCUCAACUUCAAUAUACCCAUUCUAGCCAGAACAGCAGAGUCACUUGAACAUGGCGGAAGUUGGGAAGUUUGAACCAGAGCAGGACAUUGAGAAGAAGAUUGUGGAGACGAGACAGAAGUUCAACAAUGUGUAUGUCCAAGGACAAGAAUCUGACAAAUAUGACUCCAGAGAUGUGGACAGGCUACAAAAGGAUGAUGCUCUGGUGGAGGCAUACCUGACAUGGAGACUAUACUCUGUGGACGAUGCCCUGAAGAUGAUUGAUGACAGUUUCCUGUGGAGGAAAGAAUUUAGUUUGAAUGACCUCACUGAGAGCAGCAUUCCAAAGUGGAUGUUUGAGACGGGGGCUGUCUUCCUCCACGGCUACGACAAGGAAGGCAACAAGCUCUUCUGGUUCAAAGUCAAGCUCCAUACCAAGGAUGCAAAGACCAGCAUGGACAAGAAGAAGUAUGUUGCCUUCUGGCUGGAGCGCUAUGCUAAGAGAGAGCCAGGGAUGCCACUCACUGUUGUGUUUGACAUGGCCGAUUCAGGGAUCAGCAAUAUCGACAUGGAUUUUGUGAAGUAUGUAAUUAAUUGCUUCAAAGUGUAUUAUCCAAAGUUUCUAUCCAAAAUGAUCAUUGUCGACAUGCCAUGGAUCUUGAAUGCCGCAUGGAAGAUUGUGAGGACAUGGUUAGGUCCAGAAGCCAUCAGCAAGCUCAAGUUUGCAUCUAAAAAUGAGAUCCAAACAUUUAUUGGCCCUGAAUACCUGCCUCCUCACAUGGGUGGAACGGAUCCCUUCAGAUACAGCUAUCCUCCCCUUCCUGACGAUGACUUCCAAACGCCAGUAUGUGAGAACGGACCAAUCGUCAGCGAGGACAACAAUGAGAUCAAGGACUUCGAAUCAGACAGCAAGGAGUUAGAGUCGAGCUUCAGCUCCGAGGUCGCCAUCGAGUCCAAAAAGGUGUAUUUCUCAGAGGAGAGCCUGAGCAGUCUAAAACUGGACGACAACGACAAAGGAGACAGCCGGCCGAAGGGAGCCAGGAAGCCACUGACCACAUUCAAGGCCCCUCUGCUACACGUCAGUCCAGCAGAGGAGCUGAGCUUUGGGUCCAAAGAGUCAGACAGGAAGUGUCUUAUCAUCCUCGAUAAUGUGUCCAAGAAUCAAGUGGCCUUCAAGGUACGAACCACAGCACCUGAGAAGUACAGAGUGAAGCCCAGCAACAGCUGCUGUGAUUCGGGCGCUUCUGUGGAUAUAGUGGUGUCCUUACAUGGAGGCUACCAGGCAUCUCUGCAGGACCGCUUCCUAGUUAUGGCUGCAGAGAUGGAGCAGAACGCUGGUGCUGGAUCACCAGAGCUCGUUCACUUCUGGAAGGACGUGCCCAAAACCAAGAUCAUGGAGCACAGAUUACGAUGUCACAUCCUGGAGAGCACUAAGCCCAUCCUGACCUGUGGAAGUGACAGCCCAAUGGAAGGAGGAGCCAAUGGCCACCCGGACCUGCACACGACGCUGAUGCGUGUGAUGGUGUGUAACGCCCGGCUGGAACAGAAGCUGGACCAGUAUCUGUGGGUCCAGCAGGUUCUGAUUGGUCUGGUGCUUCUUGUCAUGAUGUUUACCUUCCUGUGUCUCUACAACCUUCCUGGGACUUCCUGACCUGACAACAUGGUCUACCUCCUCCUCCCAUCUAACAUAGAGACUACAGCAGCAGAAAGCUUAACCAACAGGAAGAGGGCUGGUGUUGGACUCAGUGAUAAUUCGAGAGUAGACUCUCUUCUCUACAAGAGCUGUCGUCAUGGAGAUGGAGGGCUGCUCUGUUCCGUAGCAGUGAGCUUGUGUAGUUGCCCAGAGAGAUUCCUCAUAGUUACCUGGGUGUUGUGAGAGGUACCGUACCUAAAGAGUCUCGACACUGUGAAAUGAAAUCAAUAAUGUAUUUUUACUACUGAUCAUGGAAUUAUACAGUGCCUUCAGAAAGUAUUAUUACCCCUUGACUUAUUCCACAUUUUUUUGUGUUACAUCCUAAAUUCAAAAUGGAUUAAAACAUACAUCAUUUUCACCCAUCUACACACAAUAGCCCAU
Messenger RNA from Oncorhynchus gorbuscha (pink salmon), 2234 nucleotides. RefSeq names its product motile sperm domain-containing protein 2-like. NCBI's taxonomy places the organism in Eukaryota, Metazoa, Chordata, Actinopteri, Salmoniformes, Salmonidae. Bases 234 to 1811 code for a protein of 525 amino acids. The record is from RefSeq and is a predicted model, not a curated record. The transcript has 15 exons.